Molecule: messenger RNA, 750 nt
Organism: Vicia faba (fava bean)
Lineage: Eukaryota; Viridiplantae; Streptophyta; Magnoliopsida; Fabales; Fabaceae
Source: the annotation of a GenBank genome assembly
AUGGUCAAAUGUGGUUCUCCCAAGGUGCUUUCCAAACGACUGACCGAUGCUUUUUAUGUCAUGCAGAAAAAUUCUAACAAGCAAGCUCGAAAUUUUCUUUGGCAUUUCGCCCCCCCAUUUCCUAAUUGGUGGCCUAGUGGAUCCUUUUUGAAAGUAAUAAACAACACUCUUUUAAAACCAGCGCAGCGAGUAGUUCCGACUAAGCACUCUUUGGAAGAAUUCAAAGGACACCUUCGUGUCGAUAUUGAAUGUGUCAAAAUUUUGACUCCAAUACCUGAAGUCAAGCAGAAAAAGCAUCCUAAAGUGUCUUCUAAGAGAGCCGACAUUUCCGCUACAACUGACGAAGGACCUUCAAACCAGGUGCAAGAAGAAAUUAUCUCUGAUGUUCCUCUUGCCAAGCGGUCCAGAGGCAUCCAUAUCCAAGAACCUCCUGCCCAUCUUCAAUCCUGUCCAUACUUCUCCACAAAGAAACCCAAGAAAACUAAAUUCGCUCGAACGACCCUUUCCCCCAAAGUCGUUGCUUCUCCUCAACCCAAGGUUGUUGUUGCAGCGAAACCAUCAAAGGGGACGAAAAUAAUUUGCUUAAAAACUCGGUCGACUGCGGCUACCACAAAGGUUUUCCCCAAUCAGCAAGAAAGUACCCAUUUUAGCCCCGAUGUUGGUCUUCAGCGCAAUAUUGUCUCCAAAUCCAAACCAAUUAUUGAACAACAAUCAAUCCCUCCUAUUCCACCAAUAAAAUCUAUUGCUUAA